AAGGGCGUCGAUUUCCUCCUUAACUACAUUUAAUGGCGAGAAGGCGGUAAAAAAAUAGGAAAAUAUGCGUACUUUAUGAAACACCAUUUCCACCACCAUGCUAGUGGCUAAUGCUACUUCCUGAGGUUGCCCUGCUUUCAGCCAGAGGUAAACAACGGACUGUUGCAAGCUGAACGCGGUUCGCAACAUCCAGGACUAGUAUUCCUAGGCGCAUUAGCUACUUUAGCAUUGUGGUGGAAAAUGGUGUUUCAUAAAGAAAGUACGCAUAUUUUCUGUUAUUUAAAAUCUAGUUCAGGAGGAAAUCGACGCCUUUGCAGCCUGAAUGGAGAAUGUUUUAGGUAAGAACCGGUCCAAGGGGGAUAUGAGUGUAUUGCUGGCUGCAUACAAUGCUUUUGGAAGGCCUCUGGUGUCACUGUAAACGAUGAAGUCAUCAAGGUCUUCAAUGACAUGAAGGUCAGGAAGUCAUCCUCUACUGAAGAUGUAAAAAAGCGUAAAAAGGCUGUGCUGUUUUGCCUCAGUGAUGACAAGAAGAAGAUCAUCGUAGAGGAGGGCAAGUGGAUCCUCGUUGGUGACAUUGGGGAGUCGGUGGACGACCCAUACGCCUGUUUCGUCAAGCUUUUACCUCUCAACGAUUGCAGAUAUGGCUUAUACGAUGCCACAUAUGAAACAAAAGAAUCCAAGAAAGAAGACCUGGUAUUUAUAUUUUGGGCACCUGAGGGUGCGCCCUUGAAAAGCAAGAUGAUCUAUGCUAGCUCUAAAGAUGCCAUUAAAAAGAAGUUCACAGGUAUCAAACACGAAUGGCAAGUCAACGGAUUAGACGACAUCCAGGACCGUGCCACCCUGGCAGACAAGUUGGGAGGCAACGUGGUGGUAUCACUCGAAGGGUUACCAUUGUAAAUGGAAAAUACUACAUGCCAUCUGGAUUCCUGACGCUUUCAUCUUAGCAGCUGUAUCUAUAGCAUUUGAGCCUAAAGGAAUUGCUUUAGGCUUUUUUUCUGUUUUUUUUUCUUCAUACAAUGGAAGGAGAUCUCAUUAACAUAUGCGAAAGACUACAAGUUAUUUUGCCAGACGACUUCUUCAAAAAAAAUCCUUGUUGUUUUUUGUUUUUUUAACCUUCAAGGAAUGCUCACACAUCACGUGUUUUUCCAAACAAAUAUGAACAGCAACGCCACACUACCUGAGAUUAAUAACACUCCCACAACAAAAACAUUAAGAUUAGCACUGUUUUUGCAUUCUUUGCCACUUAAACAGUGACUAAAUGCUCAGUAGCGUAGGAAAAUGUGAAUGCUUUCUAUAAUGCCUUGACAGUCAUAUUCACUGCCCCGGUUACAGCUAAUAGCAAGUAUUUUGCACUCAUGAGGUUUUCAUAUGACUGACUUAUUUAUUUGAACUGUUCUAUCUUAUCCAAUAUGUUAUUUGACAUUGCAAAACACGUAAUAGACUAUGCAUAUACUAAGCACUUUGUUUAUACACUACAGAAGUUGAGGCAAAAAGGUCAAGAAUAACUAAAGAAUAUCUGUAUUUAUGUCAACUAGAUAGAGAUGUUACUAGUUUUCAUUCCUUUUAUGCAAAUGGACAAGAACAGAUUAGUAUUUGACUGUUCAAUUGCCACCUUACUUUCAUUUGAAUGUACAGUACACCACAGUAAAAAGGAGGGUUGGUGCUUGCAGUUUUUUUUAACACUAAAAGUAUCAAAAAUAUCAGUAAAGAUGGCAAUAUGUGCAUUUGGAACCUUAAGUGGAACAUUGUUUUUGAGAUGGGGCGAGGAGGUUGCCACUUUACAAUAAAACCUUGUGGCAGAUAACAGAAUGAAGUGUAUUCUGUUCUGGGUUGUCUAUCUGUAUCUGUUCAUCAGGAGGGUUGGGCAGCAAUAAAGAGAUGCAUGACUGAUUUUCUUUAACAGGAAAUCGAAAAGAUCUGGUCUACAUGCUGUGUUUUGCUACA
Messenger RNA from Coregonus clupeaformis (lake whitefish), 1944 nucleotides. Its product is annotated as cofilin-2. NCBI's taxonomy places the organism in Eukaryota, Metazoa, Chordata, Actinopteri, Salmoniformes, Salmonidae. Gene Ontology annotation, biological process: actin filament fragmentation; actin filament severing; cell motility. The coding region runs from base 448 to 897 and encodes 149 amino acids. Gene Ontology annotation, cellular component: cytoplasm; actin cortical patch; actin cytoskeleton. The record is from RefSeq and is a predicted model, not a curated record. Gene Ontology annotation, molecular function: actin filament binding. The transcript is spliced from 4 exons.